AUGAAACUCGAUGCACUAACUAGAUAUACUUAUAUUUUUAUCUUUUUCGAUAUCGCUCUAUUGGCUGCUGCAAUCUUUACUCUUUUAGUCGUCUUAGGUUGGAAAUCUCUUUUAGCUUCUGACCCUUUACCAAACGAAAGCAUUAUCACUCGUUUAGCUCUAUCCACCAACUUUGUCAAUGCUGGUCUGAUCUUCUCAAUAGCUACUUUUGUUAGUUUUGUCAUUUCACUUUGGCCAGUGUUCACCAAACCAACAAGAGACAAUGCAGCAACAAGACCAGUAGCAAUCCACAUGUUAUUUAUCUUAGUCGUCUUUCUUUUGACCAUGGGAGCCGCCACAACGAUCUGGUUCACAACCCUUCGGAUUCGUGCUCUCUUUACACCUGUUUGGAUUGAACAACCUUUGGAGAUCAAAUUGUUUUUACAAAACUCGUUACAAUGUUGUGGAUGGUUUAAUGCUACUGCUUCAGGAAUGUUUGAUCAAGAAUUAAGGACGGGGUAUUGCUCGAAUCCGGAAUCGAUCGUUAGAGAUCCUGAUCCUAAUGUUUCAAUUGGUUGUGUAGGACCUUUUACAAAACAAGCUGAUGAUCUUUUUAAUAACGCAUUUACCACUCUGUAUGGUUUUACUAUCAUUGAGCUUGGUUUGUUCUUGACAGCUGCUUCUAUCACCAACCUACGCAUACAAAAGAAGAGGUUUUUGAGAAUCGAUUAUAAGUUGACCACAGGUGGUAAAGGAGGAUUUGUAUAA
Melampsora larici-populina 98AG31 is the source of this 747-nucleotide messenger RNA. RefSeq lists its product as uncharacterized. The transcript has 4 exons. The coding region runs from base 1 to 747 and encodes 248 amino acids. NCBI's taxonomy places the organism in Eukaryota, Fungi, Basidiomycota, Pucciniomycetes, Pucciniales, Melampsoraceae. The record is from RefSeq and is a predicted model, not a curated record.